Messenger RNA from Mollisia scopiformis, 1449 nucleotides. RefSeq lists its product as uncharacterized. The record is from RefSeq and is a predicted model, not a curated record. Bases 1 to 1449 code for a protein of 482 amino acids. The transcript is spliced from 4 exons. NCBI's taxonomy places the organism in Eukaryota, Fungi, Ascomycota, Leotiomycetes, Helotiales, Mollisiaceae.
AUGCCGAAGAGAAUUAUCGUGUGCUGUGAUGGGACGUGGCAAGCCUCGGAUAAUGGAACACCAGGCUACCCUUCCAAUGUAGCCAAGCUCAGCCGAAUGAUCGCUCCCGUUGGAAAGACCGCCAGCGGAGAAUCCAUUGACCAAGUUGUAUUCUACCAAGCCGGUGUCGCCAGUGGAGACGUAGGAUUCUUCGAAAAGAGAAUCCAAGGUGCUUUCGGUGAUGGCCUCGAAGAACAUAUCAUUGAAGCAUACCAUUUCAUCGCCACGAACUGGUAUCCAGGCGACGAAAUCUGUGUCUUCGGUUUCUCUCGAGGCGCAUACACCGCUCGAGCCUUAGCAUGGACCGUAACACAAAUGGGAAUGCUCAAGCCUGUCGACUUGGAGCACUUCCCGUGGCUGUACAAGUAUUUCAAAACGCAUCAUGACACUAUUGUCUUUGGACCUGAUAGCGAGAGCGAUGAAUUGAAAGAGUGGACGAAGAGCAAAUUGAAUGCCCAGGGCAAGCCAUUGAGAGCUUUGAAGACCGCUCCAGCAAAGGUGAGCAUCGAAGUUGUCGGAGUCUGGGAUACGGUGGGAAGUUUGGGCCUUCCUGAGAGCAUCUGGACCAAGAUGUUCAAUCUUAACAAGGGUCUCCAAUUCUACAACACCGCACUUAAUGGAAGUAUCAAGCACGCUUUUCAGGCCCUUGCGCUCGAUGAACAUCGAGGAGCUUUCACUCCUACCUUGUGGUACUUGGAGCCUGACUUCAAAGGCGAAGUCGAUUUACGCCAAUGUUGGUUCCCGGGAUAUCACUGUGAUAUCGGAGGAGGGUGGUACACUUCAGGAACUGCAGAUCAACGCAACAUUGAUCAGCAUUCAUUGGCAUGGAUGUGCGACCAGAUCGAUGGUUUGGUGUCUUUCGAUCUUGAAGCAGCCAGUCUUACCCUGCCAAAGAUGGAGCCGAAGAUACCGUGGUCUGCAGAAAUGACAGCAGACCCAAUUACCUCUUUCUACUCAACUGAUAUAGGUGGAGGCUCGCACCAUCGAACACCCGGUUCCUAUCACCACGGAGAGCUCACGAAGGAGGAACCCGACCCAGAAAAGGAUAACAGCACCGUGGAGCGGAUGCAUCCGUGUGUCCAGUUGCGGAUCGAGACUAAAGAAUACAAUUACUAUCCAAGGUCGCUCGGUGCACGAAAUCCCCUAUUCGAAAGGAAGACUCCGAAGUGGACUUUCGUCGACAGAUCAACCAUCGGGGAUGGUGCUAGAUGGGUGAGACCCAAGGUUGAAGCCCAAAAGACCUGGUUUGGCUCAUUUCCGUUGGAAAACUCAAUUGAGAUCAAGGAACACAUUAUCAAAGAGAUCCCAGGGAAGAAUAAUUUCGAGAUCAACUUGCUACCGGAGGAGGUGAAAGAAAUGCUGAUGCAUAGAAAUCGGAAAGAACUGGCGAAUCCGACAAGGAAGUUUUGA